GUGAACCGGAGAAAAUGUCUACGGCUGGAUUUAAGCUUUAGUUAUGACUCGUUCCUCAGUCGUAUUCUCUGUGAAUGUGUGUGCUGUACAGGAAUUGUGACGGACAGCGCUCGCUACCCAACAGAUUAGCCCGUCUAAAACUGAGGCUGAGUCUUUAUUACUGGACAGCUUAGCAGCUAAGCGCUAGCCCGCUAACGUUAGUCGGUGCAGAUGAAUGAGCCCUUUACGUUACCGUGCCCCGCCACGACUCUGCUCGGAUGGGCGUGAGUCCUCGAUGUUAGGAAGCUAGCUGCUGGCCUAAGCGGGAGAGGCUACAACAACCCGAGAGGCUAACUGGUGCUGGGCUGUUUGCUGGAGUUGUCCAUCCAACACUAUGGGAAAGAAGAGUCGAGUGAAGACUCAGAAGUCAGGCUCAGGAGCCAGCGCUGUGGUUUCCCCGAAAGAGAUGAUGAACCUCAUCUCUGAACUGCUGCAGAAAUGCAGCAGUGCAGCACCCUCUGCUGGUAAAGAGUGGGAGGAGUACAUCCAGAUCAGAGGCUUGGUGGAGAAGAUCCGUAAGAAACAGAAAGGUAUGUCAGUAGUGUUUGAGGGCAGCAGGGAGGACUACUUCCCAGACCUGAUGUCCUGGGCUCAGGAAAAUGGGGCUUCCUGUGACAGCUUUAUUGUGACCAACUUCGGUGCAGAGGGCUACGGCCUGCGGGCCACCAGAGACAUCAAGGCAGAGGAACUAUUCCUGUGGAUUCCCAGGAAGAUGCUGAUGACAGUGGAGUCGGCCCAGAACUCUGAGCUGGGUCCUCUGUACAGCCAGGACCGGAUCCUACAGGCUAUGGGCAAUGUGACGCUGGCCCUCCACCUGCUGUGUGAGCGGGCCAACCCAGCUUCAUCCUGGCUGCCAUACAUUCGCAGUCUUCCUCAGGAGUAUGACACACCGUUAUACUACCAACAGGAUGAAGUGCAGCUGCUGCUGGGCACACAGGCAGUGCAGGAUGUUCUGAGCCAGUAUAAAAACACUGCACGUCAGUAUGCCUACUUCUACAAACUGGUUCAGACUCAUCCUGCUGCCAGCAAACUGGCCCUGAAGGACAGCUUCACAUUUGAUGACUACAGGUGGGCAGUGUCCUCUGUAAUGACCCGUCAGAACCAGAUCCCUACUGAGGACGGCAGCCGGGUCACUCUGGCCCUCAUCCCCGUCUGGGACAUGUGUAAUCACACUAAUGGACUGAUCACCACUGGCUACAACCUGGAGGAUGAUCGAUGUGAGUGUGUGGCAUUGCAGGACUACAAGGAGAACGAACAGAUUUACAUCUUCUACGGCACAAGAUCCAAUGCUGAGUUUGUCAUCCACAACGGUUUCUUCUUCCAUGACAACGUCCACGACCGAGUGAAGAUCAAGCUGGGUGUCAGUAAGAGCGAACGCCUCUAUGCCAUGAAGGCCGAAGUGUUGGCACGAGCCGGCAUCCCAGCGUCCUGUGUCUUUGCUCUGCACUGUAAUGAACCCCCCAUUUCAGCCCAACUCCUAGCCUUCCUCAGAGUCUUCUGCAUGACGGAGGAGGAAUUGAAGGACUACCUGCUUGGAGAACGUGCCAUUAAUAAGAUCUUCACCCUGGGCAACAGCGAGUUCCCUGUCAGCUGGGACAACGAGAUCAAGUUGUGGACUUUCCUGGAGACCCGAGCAGCUCUGCUGCUCAAGACCUACAGGACUACCUCAGAGGAGGACUGCUGCAUGCUGGAGAAACCCGAUCUAUCUCUGCACUCUCGCGUGGCCAUCCAGCUCCGCCUGGCCGAGAAGCAGAUCCUGGAGAAAGUGUCAGCUAGCGGUCGGGCCAAACGUCUGCAAUUCCAGAAGAAGCUGGAGGAGGAUGCACCAUUGCCUCACUACGAGGAAAGCGAUAUUGCUUUGCUGGAGAAUAGCGACACAGAUGCAAAGCUUCCUAUUAUCCUGCGCAAGCUGGAGGAGGUAGAGGAAGGCCAGGAGAUCCAGGUAGAGGAGCACAGUCACUUCCUGAAUGGGAGAAGGUGUGUAUGAGAUGGAGGCUAAUGGAGAGCCGGUGCAGGAGGAGAC
Molecule: messenger RNA, 2062 nt
Organism: Lates calcarifer (barramundi perch)
Lineage: Eukaryota; Metazoa; Chordata; Actinopteri; Centropomidae
Product: actin-histidine N-methyltransferase
Exons: 13
Coding region: 374-2026 (550 amino acids)
Biological process (GO): peptidyl-lysine dimethylation; peptidyl-lysine monomethylation; positive regulation of transcription by RNA polymerase II
Molecular function (GO): protein binding; protein-L-histidine N-tele-methyltransferase activity; histone H3K36 methyltransferase activity
Source: RefSeq, a predicted model, not a curated record